Molecule: messenger RNA, 1584 nt
Organism: Cataglyphis hispanica
Lineage: Eukaryota; Metazoa; Arthropoda; Insecta; Hymenoptera; Formicidae
Product: neutrophil collagenase-like
Exons: 1
Coding region: 1-1584 (527 amino acids)
Biological process (GO): proteolysis
Cellular component (GO): extracellular matrix
Molecular function (GO): metalloendopeptidase activity; zinc ion binding
Source: RefSeq, a predicted model, not a curated record
AUGACCGCGAAGACAGCUCUUCUAGUCCUAGUGACGACGCUCGUCGCCGCGACGAUCGCGACGCCGGUCGAUCCGGAAAGGACGGAAGUGUUCCGCUUCCUACGAGCGUACGGUUUUCUGAGGGACGGCGGAGGAUCAUUGUCUUCCGACAACGCGACGUCUUUGCGUCGCGCGUUAUCGCUGUUUCAAGAAUAUUAUCGAUUACCUGGUAACGGCGUGCUAAAUAUCGAUACGCUCAAUCUCAUGCGCAAACCGCGAUGCGGACUAGCGGACAUUCCCGAUCGCGCGUACAGUCCGUUCGCGAAGAGAUGGCCGAAAACGAGUCUCACGUGGAAUUUUCAAGUGGCUAGCGAGGAACUCCUACGAACUACCGAAGCAGCAUUCGCGCUAUGGGCGGCGAAUUCGUCGUUAAAAUUUGUACGCGAUUCGCUACGUCCCGAUAUAUUAAUAUCAUAUCGAACAGGCGCUCACACUUAUGCGAAUCGCGAGAACGGCGACGUUUGCCCAGCGGCUUUCGAAGGUCCGGGAGGAGCCCUCGCUCACGCGUUCUUUCCCACCGGAACAGCCGAUUUCGCCUCGGAGGUGCACGUCGACGACGAGGAACCGUGGCACGUGUACCUGAACAAGAAUCCUUCUAACAAGUAUCAUCUACUUUUAACGCUAACUCAUGAGGUCGGUCACACCUUAGGUCUGCAACACAGUAUGCGCAACGACUCGGUGAUGUUUCCGUAUAUACCCGACAACGAGCUUCAAUAUCCGGUCAAGCUAAGCGUGGAGGAUAUUCUCGCUAUACAGAAUCUGUACGGAUCUCACGACGACGGGGAUUACACCGCGAUUCCCGCGACGCCCGCUACCACCGCGGCACCCGCGACGACCGACCUCGCGCCGACCGAUCCGUCGCACGCGGAUCUUUGCGCCUUACGGCGCUUAGACGUAGCCUUAAUAAUGAAUCGGCGUUUAUAUAUAUCCAAUCGACGCAACUUAUGGUCGAUCGACCUAAUCGAGAAACGUUACGGCAAGCCUAUGAUGCUAACAGAAUACGCGACGUUUCUCCCAAGCAACUUUACGCAUCUAUCCGCCGCGUAUCAAAGACCCUCCGGCGAUCUCGCGCUAUUCGCUGAUGACAAAAUCUAUCUCGCGGAAUAUCCUAGUCUUAGAUUGAAACCAGGUUGGCCCAGAUUCCUUCACAGCAUCGGAUUUCCUCGAAACGCUAGAAUCAACGCCGUGAUAAACGCGCACUCGGGACGAACCUACGCUAUUUACGACGACGACAAAGUAGCGGAAAUCGACGAGUGUCGCUCACUGAUUAUUAAACACGCUCCGUUAAAAGAUAUAUUUCCCGGAAUACCAUCCGCGAUAACGUCGGCUCUCCGGUAUGUCGACGGUAAUCUGUAUUUUUUCGCUAAGCGCCAAUUUUACGCGUUCAAUGAAUUUAAAAAUAUCGUAACCUCGGCGGGUCCCUUCGACCCGCGCGUUCUCGGCAUCGAGUGCCCCACGGACGGACUCCUGCGCCAAUUGCGCGAUCUCCUCGGUCGCAUCUAUCGCCUCGACGACGCGACAGAGAGCGUGGACGAGGACGAUUGA